CACCACCCUCCCACACCGCACCACCCACACACCACCCCACACACCACCCCACACACCACCACACACACCACCACACACACCACCACACACACCACCCCACACACCACCCCACACACCACCCCACACACCACCCCACACACCACCCCACACACCACCCCACACACCACCCAACACACCACUCCACACACCACCCAACACACCACUCCACACACCACCCAACACACCACCCCACACACCACCGCUCACAACGCUCACAACGCUCACAACGCUCACACGCUCACACGCUCACACAUGAAAGAAUUGGACCAGUGUUGAAAAAAGAAGAUACGAUUAAAAAAAAAAAUGGAUAGAACUUGAUCCAGAGAUCCAACGCUCACGGAGCUUGAACGCUAACCACUCGACCACCCCCAUCUCGCGCUCAUGGUCGCAACGCUCCGGUACAUAUUCCACGCGUAUAACUUCUCUUGCGAUUAUCUCGAAGAGGCCCAAGUAGUACGCCUUACUACUUGCACAUUGUGUUGUCCUAAUGGACUACUAAAAUUGUAUAAAGUUGGAAUAAAAUCCCUGAUCCGAACGUCGUAGCGUCAUCUUGUAAGUUACGUGUGGCGUCUCUAUUCUCGCUGGCCGCCGAUCGGGAGAGCUCGACUGCUACAGGGCUGUCGGAACCUGCCUUCACGAUCGGCAACUCGCUAUCAAACACGGCGGCUUGGAAGUGUGGUGGCAACCGUUACCUAUAAACUAGACAUUCACGCAUUUGUUGUUUAGGCACUACUUACAUUAUUCUUAAAGUAAAUUUAUUUACAUUUAUGUAUUUCUGUUUUAUUACCUAUUCUUCCAAUAAUACAUAAUGUCCAUAAAAUAAUGUCCCAGUUAUAAAUUCUAGUAGUAUCAACUGUAAGCGUUGUAGAGUUUUGGUCCAAGGUCACAAUUAAAGAGUAACUCAAACUGUUUAUAUAAGUACUGCUUUGUUGUUUUCUCGCUUGCAGCGCCACCUACGCAAAAUGGUGAUUCCCGAGCGUAAAGCGUUUUGUAUUCCUCAGUUUUCUGAGAGUGAAUCUGUAAUUUUAGCCCUCACCAUUGGAAUACCUUUGUACGAGAGUGGUUGAAGGUUGAACGUCGGUCAAAAAACCUGACCGUUGGAUUGGUCGUAGUGGUCUAGAUGGCAGCUCUUUUUCGUUGGCCUCCUCGUUAACCUGACAACGCCAAGCGAUUUUUUUUUUCCUUUGGGGGGCUUUAUAAAAAAAUAAUGUCUACGUUCCGCCGCUACCUAAUGAUUUGUCAGAGUUGAAACACAGAAUUGAAGAGGCUAAAUUGCUUUCAUUACUCCGGACAUGUUAACCAAAAUGGGGGAAGAAUUGGACUUUAGGUUGGAUAUGUGCUGUAUAACCAAAGGUGCACAUAUUGGUCAUUUGUAAGAAAAACUAGGUUAGUUUACCUUCAAUUUUAUGUAUGAUUUGUUAUAGUUAUAAACUGUUAUAUACCAUUGAAACUGGGAUUAAGUGUUACCUUGUCUUGCCUUGCCUACUUUAUCAGCAUACGUAUUCAGAUAUUGUUUAGUGGUAUUUUGUAUUUAAUAUUAUAAUUAAUAUUUUCAAGACUUAGAUUUUAAAUAUCUUGUUUCAAUAUGCUCAAAAGAUUUCAUAUUUAUUCAAACAAUUAAGUUAAUAGGGUGUAUUUUGUCGUUUGAAAUUGCACUGAUAAAGUAAGGUGCGAUAAACUUAACUCAUUGUCUAAUGUAAUAAAAAACCAGCGAAACUUCUUUAUUUAAUUUUUGUGGAUGAAAAUGAUUACUAAAUCACUUUGAAGAGUAAAAAAGGAAAAAAAAAAUUCAAUUUGUUGUAUAACCAUACCCAAAACAGUUUUACUCAGCAAUAUGGCAUGCCAUGCAAUCACCCUAACCACUGAGCUAUAUCAACCUAUGUUAAAUUGGCCUCACUACUAUAACACAUAUUUGAUUGUAAAAUGCAGAGUAGGCUUGAGAAUUAGCGUGUAUUUAUUUAUAGUUGAUCAGUAUUCUGUUUUAAACUUUAAAAAGUUAUUAAGUGCUUCAGUGUUUAAAGAUGAAUUUGUCUAGUAGCCAUAAUGUACUUUCAUACAAUUCAGACAUAAAAUGAUAAUAAUCAAGCGAUUGGGUUACAUUUAAUUAAACAAGAUUUUCAUUGUGUGACCUGCACAUGUUUUUUCGUACCACGAAUACCUACCAUACCCAAAUGCACACGUGUAGAAACCUAAAAUAAUUUAUAGGCAUACAGCUGGAACUUCACUUUUCCUCUUUUCGUACUAAACGAAGACUGUAGACUUUCAUUUGCGACAUGGCAUUAUAUACUAUAUAUGCGGUUCCACGUUUUUACAGUAUCUUAUCGUUUUGUAAGCACAGAGUUUAAAUACAUAACUAAGGUUUAGUGAUAAAUCAUGAAUAUUUAACGGCUGUUUAGUGUUGCCAUGUGUUUGUCUGGUACACUCCGGAUGGGGAAGCAGAAGAGAAUCGUUAGAACCGAACGUUGCCGAGAGAACGGACCCUUGUACCGGUAGAGCACUUAGAUUAGCAUGUCAGACACUUCUAGGUCAAACUGAUUUGUUCCGAUCGGCGAGGGAACACUAUGUCGGAAACGACCUCGAAAUCUUACGAUAGAACAAACGAGAAACUGCAAAUACACCCCCUGAAUACAAGCUAGUUCCUCCCCUCCCCCCCCCCCCCCCCACCCAUUUAUUCUCUUCAUAAACGCAUGGAUGCGUUGUAUGUAUUUUGCACGUUUCUAAGGUCGUGAUCUCUCAUAUUAUUCUGUGUUUCUAAGUUUCUACGUAGUCAUUUCGAGACUAGUAUGCGCUAUCCUAAAUUACAAUUGACGUUUGAUUUUUUUUUUUUUUUUUAACAAACGUGCGUGUAUUGUGGUGUACAAUUUAAAACAAAUGCACUGUGACUACUGCUUUAGCUCUGAUGUUGACCGUUUUUCUGGCGUAAUCCUACGCCAUUCACAGAUAUACAGGGUGGCCACCGACCCGGGAAAAACCGGGAAACCUGGAAAAAGUCUGGAAUUGGAAAGGACCCGGGAAAAAUCUGGAAAUAAUCUUGAAUUUUACUAGUCAUUAGGGAAAAGUUCGUUUGUGUGCCCCGCUUUUACACGCAGCGUCUGACUUGCAAGAAACUGCGUCGGCUUUAGUUUCGAAUUUAAUUAAUUUUUCAGCUGUUUAUUUACUAUAUCUAUGUGUUUUACGACUUAACGGGAAGUCAAAACAUUCAUUUUACGUAUUUGAAGACGUUCGUGUUUUCGUACCUGUACUUGUUCUAAAUGACUAACGAAAAAAAAAAAAAAUACUUUACCCAGGUCUACCACCAUAAACAUCGUUUCUAACAGUAAUACGCUCCACGAAUGCGUGGGUAAUACAAUGGUAGUACAUGAGUUUGAAUUCAGCAGUUGGUUGCAAUGAUCGGUCGUAGGAACCAAUGACAAAAUUAUAUGCGUUCUUAUAUUCUUAUUGGCGUAUUGCGCAGUUUUUUCGUUUGUGAGGUAUGAGGAGGGUUUAGAAGAUGGCGAUGGUGCGUCGAUUGUUUAGCGGAACACGAACGUGAAUAAUUUUUUGUUUGUAGUUUUUGGAAGCAUGAGUAUCUUGUAGCAGUGAAUGCAGGAGGGAGGUUAGGAUCAUGUCAACGAGAUAUUCCUGUCGCUAUGAGGUGGAGUUUCCGUGGGCCACCGAGGACCCUAAAGACAAAGGUAGCGCAAAGUGCAAGAUCUGUGCGAAAAGUUUUAAGUUAGAUACUAUGGGCAGAGGUGCCUUUUUAAGCCACGCCAAAUCGAAAUUUCACCAAAAUGCGAAGUCAUGCCAAGAUAGAAAUAUGUACGUUACUGCAUUUUUUUCCACUCAUCCUGGUCAACACCAUGAAGCUGUUCCGUCUUGCAGCAAAGGUAUUGCUGCACGACAUGAACAAGCGAAUCAUGUCGAUCCUGAUCAGAAGUCAUCUGUAGAUAACUUGGUAUCAACUAUCGAUACCAGCGAGACUCCAAAUCGAAAUGUUCUUCAAAGGUUCCUUUUGGGGGAACAUAUUACGAGGGCGGAAAUUUUGUGGGCUCUUCACACUAUUGUUGGUCACACAUCACUUCGUAAAGCAGCUGAAAGUGUAUCAGUCAUGAAACUCAUGUUUCCUGACUGUGCGGUCACUCAAAAAAUGGAGUUGCAGCGUUCGAAGAUUGGUUAUCUAAUUAACCAUGGCAUAGCUCCAUAUUUUGAAAAAGAAUUGAAGGAGCUGGUAAAAAAAUCAUCUGAAAUUGUUAUUGGUUUUGAUGAAAGCCUAAACAAGGUUGUUCAGCGUGAACAAAUGGAUAUACAUGUCCGCUUCUGGGAUGAAGAACUCAACAUGGUGCAGUCUAGGUAUUUCACGUCAGUUUUCCUAAGCUCUACUCGAGCCCAAGAUCUAUUGAAGGGACUCAAGAAUGUUUUAGGACAUGAAAAUUUGAGAAAAAUUAUUCAAGUGUCCAUGGAUGGGCCCUCUGUGAACUGGAAGCUAUCUAAGGAUCUAGUUACUGAAUUGCGUGAAGAAAUAGGUCGUGAAGGUUUUGACCUAAUCAACAUUGGCAGCUGUGGGCUUCAUGUUGUACAUGGUGGGUUUAAAGAAGGAAUAAAAGUGACAGGAUGGUGUGUAGUCGGGUUCUUAAGAGCGCUUUAUUAUCACUUCAAGGAUGUUCCUCUGCGGAGAGCAGAUUUCUCAUCUUGCACAGGUUGCACUGUAUUCCCCCUUAAAUUUUGCUGUGUGAGAUGGGUGGAAAAUAAGAAAGUUGCUGAAAGAGCUUAUGAACUACUGCCACAUAUGAAGACUUAUGUUGAAGCCAUCGAAAAGCAAAUAAAGGACAAAGUGAAACCUAAAGAUUCACACUUCAAACGAAGUUUUCCUGCUCUUAAAGAAUCCCAAAAUUUCAAGAUUAUUUGUAGUGCUGUAAAGGAUGAGAUGAUGGGUGCCAAACUGGCCUUUUUCACUGCUGGAGCAUCACUUGUAGAACCCUUUCUACGAGAAUUUCAGAGUGAUGACCCAAUGGCACCAUUCUUGCAUCAAGAACUUCAGGCACUCACAACCACUGUGCUUAAGAGAGUUGUUAGAAAAGAGGUUAUCGAAAGUGCUCAAUCAAUUACAAACAUUGACUUGUCGAAAAAUGAAAACCUUCUGCUGGCAAAUCAGGUGGACAUUGGUUUUGCAGCUACAGAUGCUCUGAAGAAGGUACGAGGUCAGCUUGCUGAGAAGGUUGUGCUACAAUUUAAAAAUGACUGUAGAUCAUUUUAUGUUGGCUUCCUUCAAAAGGUUCUGCAGCGUUCUCCACUUGCAUAUAGUCUUACUAGACAAAUCUCCUGUAUCAACCCUGAGUUGAUACGUAGUAAACCAAACCUUGCUGAGAAAAGAAUUAAAGCAUGCUUGGAACUUCUAGUUGAAAAGCAACAGAUCCCGGGGUCCACCGCUGACAAGAUUCUGCAAGAAUACCAAGAAUUUAUCCAGAUAGCUUCCGUGGGAGAAGCCAUGAAGUCUUAUCAUCGCCAGAAUCAGCGUCUAGAUUUGUUCUACGUGCAGGUUAUGGUGGAAUCUGGCAAAUCAUUUCCAAGUUUACUACUAUUUAUCAAGCAUUUGCUUAUUCUUUCCCAUGGAAAUGCUGCUUUGGAACGUGGUUUUUCCGUAAAUUCGGAUUGUCUGGUUGAAAAUCAAACUGAGGAUAGUCUUAUUGCACAAAGAAUUGUGUAUGAUGCUGUCAUGAAUUCUAAGGGUGUGCAACAUGUGCAAAUUACUAAAUCGCUUAUCCACUAUGCAAGGAAUUCUUGUGCGCGUUAUAAGGAGCAUCUGGAGAGUAAAAGAAAGAAGGUAGAGGCUGAAAAAAGUGAAAGGGACAAGAAAAGAGAAGCUCAAAAAAAUCUAAGGGAACUGGAGGCAAAAAAGGCGAAAAUAAUGAAUGAUGCCUUAAAAGAGGCAGCCCUCAUUGAUGAAGAAAUAAAAAAACUUUAAAUGGUUCAUGUGUGUGGAAAAGUGAGAAUUUUUGUAUCAGCGAUUUUUAUUUAAAUAAAAUAACACUUUAUAUCAAGAACACUUCAAAAUACUUCAAAAUGUUUUUGUAAUUUGUUCACUGAUUGGUGAGUAUUCUUGGUUUUAAUAAAUUCUUAAAGUGAUUAUUGUUAUAGUGUCCUUGAUGUCGGUAAACAACAUUAAUCAAAACAAUUGAAAAACUAUUUCAAAAUAUAUUUUUUUGCCACAUAUAUGUCAAUUUUUUUAAACCUGGAAAA
Messenger RNA from Bacillus rossius redtenbacheri, 6255 nucleotides. RefSeq lists its product as uncharacterized. Lineage: Eukaryota; Metazoa; Arthropoda; Insecta; Phasmatodea; Bacillidae. The record is from RefSeq and is a predicted model, not a curated record. Bases 3644 to 5980 code for a protein of 778 amino acids. The transcript has 2 exons.